Closterium sp. Naga37s-1 is the source of this 801-nucleotide messenger RNA. Lineage: Eukaryota; Viridiplantae; Streptophyta; Zygnematophyceae; Desmidiales; Closteriaceae. The record is from the annotation of a GenBank genome assembly.
AUGGCUAGCCCUGCUGUUCUAGCUUUCGAUGCUGAGGGUCGCCCACUGAAGUUUGAGACCUGGCUCGAUGACUUGCACCUGUUCCUCCAGCUCACUGCCAAGGAGGAUAUCUCGCUGUACGAUCACGCACUAGGCAAUGCUGCUGCCCCUGCUACUACUGCUGACAACCUGUCCGCUUUCGCCACAGUCACUGACCUCACCACGCACCUCCGCACUAGUGAGGCACGCUUCCGUGCCGCUAUGCCCGCUGAGUUUCUUGCCACCCACCCCCCCCCGCUCUGGCUCACUCUCUACCACCUUGUCACCCGUCUCCCUGACUCUCUUCGUGCGGUCAGGGACCACUUCCUCGCUCGCUGCCCCACUGAGCUCACCGUUGACCUGCUCGAGAAGGAACUGCUUGCAGCCGAGACUAGCAUAGUCGCUGUAGCUGCCUCUCGUGGCGACCCCCGCACCCCGUUCUUCGAGGGGUCGGGACUGCGUCCGCUCCGAGCUGGCGCCGCAGCGGCAAGGGCAAAGGGGGCAAGGGAGGUGGAGGUGACGGCGGGGGAGGCGGUGGUGGGGGCGGUGGAGGCGGUGGGGGUGGUGGCGGGGCAGGAGGGGCUAGUGGCAGCGGUGGGGGUGGUGGCGGCAGCAGCGGAGGAGGUGGCCGGGGUGGGGGCGGUGGUGGGGGCGGCGGUGGACGAGGCGGCGGCAGGAGCGGUGGUGGUCGAGGUGGUGGCGGCGGAGGUGGUGGUCGUGGUGGCGCGGGUGGACAGCAGACUCUCUCUCCCCAGGAGCUUCGUGAGUGGAGCUUCGUCCUGA